Molecule: messenger RNA, 732 nt
Organism: Aspergillus luchuensis
Lineage: Eukaryota; Fungi; Ascomycota; Eurotiomycetes; Eurotiales; Aspergillaceae
Product: uracil phosphoribosyltransferase
Exons: 4
Coding region: 1-732 (243 amino acids)
Source: RefSeq, a predicted model, not a curated record
AUGUCAGAAGCCACUCCCUCCCCCGCGCAAGGCGUUGGCCCCAUCUACAGGCCCGAUGGCGAAAAGCCCACAGCGACAGUAUCUAAAGACAUAUCGUACGAGAAUGUCCACGUUUUACCUCAGUCCCCUCAGCUGAUCGCUCUUUUGACCAUGAUCAGAGAUAGAAGGACUAGCCGUGCCGAUUUCAUCUUCUACUCAAACAGGAUCAUACGCCUCCUGGUGGAGGAGGGGCUCAAUCACCUGCCAGUGGUUGAACAAUCGGUCACGACGCCUGUAGGUCGCGUCUAUCUCGGAGUCCGGUUCGAAGGGAAAAUAUGCGGCGUUUCCAUCAUGAGAGCAGGAGAGGCGAUGGAGCAGGGUUUGAGAGAUUGUUGUCGUUCUGUCCGAAUCGGAAAAAUCCUUAUACAGAGGGACGAGGAAACUUGCAAGCCAAAACUGUUCUAUGAAAAGCUCCCUGGUGACAUCGCAAAUCGAUGGGUGCUUCUUCUUGAUCCUAUGUUUGCAACAGGGGGCUCUGCAACCCUUGCCGUUGAGGUCUUGAAAGCAAAGGGGGUCCCGGAGGACCGCAUUUUGUUUCUUAACCUUAUCGCAAGCCCUUCAGGCGUUGCAGAUUUUGCUGAACGCUUUCCAAAACUCAGAGUAGUGACUGCUUUCAUAGAUCAAGGCCUAGAUGACAAAAAAUACAUCAUACCAGGGCUUGGUGACUUCGGCGACCGCUAUUACACGCUGUAG